CUGCCAUUCAGCACGUGUCAAGCGUACUUCUGCUCCGGUCCAAAGUUUUUAGUCUGUGAUCACUGACCACCACUACAGUUUAAAAGAUUUCCACACAGUUCGAUUUUCAAUAGACAACAAACCAGAACGAGAUAUGUCCGACCAGCAGGGAGACGACGGCGGCGACGAGUGGAAAAAAUCGCUGACCGGGCUCUCUGGGUCGGAUAAUCCGCAGUGUACGCCCAAGCAGAUCAAAGAAUUGACUCUAGACGAAUUGCGCCGAGACGAGAGACUUUGGACGGCGUACGAGAGGGGCUGGUGUGAUUUGUUGCAGUCUUACAUGAACAUGCAGCUGAUGCAAUCUGAAACUUCCUUUAUGUUGCCUGAACUCACGCGGCCAGGGUAUCUGGCACCCACGAGUGCUGCAGAUUCUGGUGCAGCAGUGCAGGCCACCGCGGUGAACGCACGCGAUCCGGAUAAUGCAUCUUCGAGAGGCGAUCCGGCGAAAGCAUCGGCUGCAGCAGAUGUGACGGACUCGUUGGAAAAGGCGAAUGAUGCACCGGACCCAGUGCGUUCGCUCGACAUGGUAGCAAUAAACGCAGCCGAGUUGACAAAGAAAAAUUGUCUCCCUAGACGGAUCGACGUUCGCGUUAUCUCAUCACGCAUAAAACGGACUUACAAGUACGCUGACGUCCGCCUGUGUGAAUUCCAAGGACUCGGGCCCCGCGCUGUGGUACAGCAGACUUCUCUGGAUGUUGACAGUGAUGAUUCGGAAGUGAUUGCUAAGCAGCUGUCCUCAAUCAAGAUCAAGAUCACGACACCGGAAGCAACAGAGUUUGAACUCAUUGAUACGUUAGACGAAGACAAUAACAAUGAAAAGUCGAACGCCGACGACGAGUAGUUUUCGUUUGUUAAGAAUGCAAACAUUAUACUUUUUAUAAAAUAAUAUUAUAAUAACCACUUAUUCGUAUAAAUAGCAUACUGUUGUAGGGUUUGGAAGUUGUAACAUCAUAAUAGUUACAUUUUACCAUUUUGACGUGGAAUGCCUAUUAAAAUUCUAAAAUAUGAGCUAAAUAGCACUUAAACUGUGAUAUAUGCAAAUUAAAUUACUUUUUGGAGAAAAAACUAUUACAAUUUUAUACUUAUUAUUAUUAUUUUUUAAUGAUUUUAACUUUUGCGGUUAUUAUUGAUUUUAGAAUUGUUGUAUAUUUUUCCAGAAUUAUAGGUAAUGUAACCAGAUAAUUUGACAUCAGCUGUUGCCUAACCUAGCCUAACCUAACCGGAUGUUCUCAACAUUUUUAUGUUAAUUUAAAUUUAAAUCUUAUAGACAUAUUAGAUGCGUGACUCCAUUAUUAUAUUAUAUAAUAUGCAUACAAAUAU
Diuraphis noxia (Russian wheat aphid) is the source of this 1359-nucleotide messenger RNA. RefSeq lists its product as uncharacterized. The record is from RefSeq and is a predicted model, not a curated record. Lineage: Eukaryota; Metazoa; Arthropoda; Insecta; Hemiptera; Aphididae.